AUGCUGCAGGACAUCCCAGUAGCACAGAGGGAGGAUGCAGUAGCGAGCUUGGAGUACGAGGCACAGGCGAGGCUCAGAGAUCCGUUCCAUAACCCCUCCUUUCCCUCAAUCCUGCCUGUAUUCCUGUGCUGCUCUGCUUCUGCCUCCCUCCCCACGUCCUUCCCUCCUCUACAGGACAUCCCAGACAUCCCGGUGGCUCAGAGGGAAGAUGCAGUAGCGAGCUUGGAGUACGAGGCGCAGGCGAGGCUCAGAGACCCCGUGUACGGCUGCGUGGGGGUCAUCUGCCUGCUGCAGAAAGAGAUGGUGGCCCUGCAGGAGCAGCUGAGGGACAUCGAGGCUACUUCCCUCUCAUCUUCUCCCAACGCAGCGCACGGUUCAAUGAUUUCUGGGAAUGGGGCCAUUUAUCUCUUUUCGUUCCACCACUUAUACCCUCCUCCUCUUCCCUUUUUCAGAUGGGUUCCUUCGUCGAAGUAUCCGCAGUAUCAAAACGACUGUCCGUAUAUCACGGAUAACUUCAACUGCAUCAAGAACGGACGGCCGGAUGGCGACUUCCAGCACCUCAUCUGGAAACCCAACGGCUGUGAUCUGACCAUAUUCAAUCCCAAGUCAUUUGCGGCUCGGUUCGUGGGCCAAUCGGUUGCUAUUGCGGGUGACAGCACCGGACAGUACCUCUACCAAUCACUGCGAUGCCGAAUUAGCCAACACUACACUACAGAGGACUGGGAUCCGAAACUAGCUGGGUGGACGGGCCAGGGCUUUAAGGUGAAGCUGCUUGGCACGCGAGUCAUUCUGGUGGACACUCCCUUCCUCAUGGAGGCAUGGCCGGAUGUGGAGGGCGAGUCCAAGGCCUCUCACCUAUGGCACGUGCAGCUGGGCACCAUCAACCACAAGAUCCUGGAAAUGCUGCCUAAAAUCCCUCAGCUUAAAGCCCUGAUUCUCGUCGCCAGCAAUUACUUUUUACCCCAGCCAGCCACUACCACCACCAGUGUCAACAACAGUGCGUACAGCAGCUAUAUCAGCAAUCAGAGGAUUUAUUAUUCCCAGGGGAAGCCAAUUUCGCCACAGCCUACACCACAAGACGCAUUAUCUACUGCGCUUAAAGCUGUAUCGGGUUAUUUCGAUAAGAAUUUCCAGCUGGUUCGGCCGUUUUUCCUCACCAUGCCGCCGUCGCACAACCCAAAUAUGUUCCGAUACGCGGCUACCACGUGCGGGCUGUUUGCAUCCCCUUUACAAGCUGAUGCGAUGCGCUACGCAGAGGCUCGGAGCGACGCCACCGGCUGGACUGCAGUGCAGCGGCAAGCUUUAUCCAAAUCGAAAAUCAAGCUUCUUGACAUAUUGCAAAUGUCAAUGUAUCGGGCGGACGGGCAUAUGGCAGCGCCGCGCAAAACUAUGUUAGUUGGACAACCUCGCUUGUCCCCUCACAUCGUCCUCAGCCUUGACGCACCGCCACCCUCGCGACCCCCGUGUCCCCGUCGCCAUCACCACUCCCAUCGCUUCCUCGCACAGGCCGUCGGGCCCCAUUCCGACGCCCCGUCCACCACUCCGCGACCAGCCACUUUCUCCGUAAGUCGUGUCCCCGCCACUCCCACUAUCCUGACUUGCACGCCCACGUUUCUCCUCCCCGCGCGCGCUCCUACCCCGAACCAGCGCGGCAUCCUCUUUCCACCCCGCGCGCGCUCUUCCCGCCUCCCGCGCGGCAUCCUCUUGCCUCCCCGCGCCUGCAUUUGCUGCCUCCCCGGCGGUCUCCUCUCACCAUCCCUAGCGUGCGGCACGCGCCUUUAUAGCGCGCGCGCCUGUUGCCUCCCCGCAUGGCCUCCCCUCAGCAUCCCGCGCGUGCUCCUCGACUACUCCAACUCGCGUGAGCCUCUCGCCUUAGCGCGCGCUUCACUUGCCUCCAUGCGCGGGCUCCUCUCACCUCCCCGCUCGUCCUCCUCUCGCCGCCUCACGCGUGCAUCUCUCGCCUCCCCGCGCGUGCAUCUCUCGCCUCCCCGCGCGUGCUUCUCCCUCCACCCCGCGCGCGCCCCUCUGGCCUCCCCGCGCAGCAUCCUCUCACCUCCCCGCACGUGCGACACUCGCCUCCCCUCGCGAGCUCCUCUCUCCUCACCUCCAAUGCUUGCUCCCCUCCCCUCCCCGCGCAUGCUCCUUUCUCCUCACCUCCCCACGUGUGCGACUCUCUGCUCACCCUGCGUGCUUCUCUCGCCUCCCCGCACGUGCUUCCCCCUCCUCACCUUGCGUGCUUCUCUCGCCUCCCCGCGCGUGCUCCUCACUCCUCACCCUGCGUGCUCCUCUCGCCUCCCCGCAAGUGCCCCUCUCUCCUCACCCUGCGUGCUCCUCUCGCCUCAACGCACGUGCUCCUCUCUCCUCACCAAAGGGCGUCCUCAAGCCUCCCCGCGCGUGCUCCUCUCUCCUCCCCGCGCGUGA
Closterium sp. Yama58-4 is the source of this 2421-nucleotide messenger RNA. NCBI's taxonomy places the organism in Eukaryota, Viridiplantae, Streptophyta, Zygnematophyceae, Desmidiales, Closteriaceae. The record is from the annotation of a GenBank genome assembly.